Colletotrichum navitas is the source of this 1622-nucleotide messenger RNA. RefSeq lists its product as uncharacterized. The transcript has a single exon. Gene Ontology annotation, molecular function: protein binding. The coding region runs from base 377 to 1207 and encodes 276 amino acids. The record is from RefSeq and is a predicted model, not a curated record. NCBI's taxonomy places the organism in Eukaryota, Fungi, Ascomycota, Sordariomycetes, Glomerellales, Glomerellaceae.
AUCGUUGCCCUGGAUGCCGUGUGGAAUGUUGGUGUUGAGGCAACUUAGCAUUCCGCUGGCCCCUCCUUAACGCCCAAGGCAAUACGCCGCCGAACUUGUCAGAUCUCUAAAAAACUACUUUUCUGCUUUAACUUUUUUCACUUGCUUGUUCUUUCUGGCUUCCACAUACCUCGGGCCUUACUCGGAUCUCUCGACAAUCCAAGGCCUUAGCUUCCCUGAUUUUCCUAUUGGUUUCCCCCGAGGGACUACCGACUACGGGCUACCGACUACGGGCCGAGAUGGUUUCCACGCCGGAGGAAACUGCCCGCAAGAAAAAGAGAACCAUUGAGGAGUACGAGAACUCCGACUGCGCAUCCCCCACCAGUACCAAAACUAAAUGACAAGCAGCAUCUUCAAGUCGAGGCAAGUCGCCUUCCUCAUCGGGCCAAACAAGGUCGAGUUCAACGUGCACCAGUACGCCUUCACACGCCUGUCCGCGCCCCUCCGCGCCAUGCUCGCCGAUGACGCGAAGGAGUCCGUGGAGUUCGGGUGGAUCUGGGACGACGUCGAACCCUCGACGUUUACCAGCCUGCUGGAGUACGCGUACACCGACAACUACUCGGUCCCCCGUCUCCACAAGAAGAAGCCCGUCGCGACGGCUGCGGUGGUGCUGCCCAACCAGACCGACCAGGAAGAGGCCGUCGACGAGGAGGACCGGUGGUCCGUCAGCUCGAUCAUGACCUGGAUGAUGGACAACGACGACCGGUUCGGCGAUUGCACGCGGUUCGGCAAGUGGUGCUACGGUCGCAAGCACUUCGAAACGGACUUCCCCGGCCCGCAGCCGUACUGGCACGACGAGCUCCAGCGGAGCGACUGCACCGGCCUCGCCACCAUUUUCAUGCUGCACGUCAAGCUCUACGCCCUCGCGGACCGCUACCGCUUUAUCUCCCUCCGGGCCCUGUGCCUGCAGAGACUGCGCGAGAGCCUGGUCAACGUCGUUCUGCGGGCCGAGUUUUGCGAGGCGCUGGUCGAGAUGCUCGCCUUUGCAUACGCGAACACGCCGCCGGGCGAUGACCUCCGCAUGAUGCUCCUCAGGUACUGCAUCUUUCAGAUGAACCACCUCAAGCGCCACGGAUACCUGCACCAGCUGGUAUUGGAGAUGCCGCCGCAGUUUGCGGCGGAGCUGCUGCUCGAGGUUCCUCAGGGGUUCUGGGAAUCUGCGCUCUAGCGGGGGUCUGGAAGCGGACUAGAAAAGUGUGGAUCAUGGGGGAUGGUUGGGACAUUCUGGUACCUUUGCACAGGAUGGUCCAGCUCCGGUAGCUAUCGUGGACCAAAUCUGCCGGUAUUACAGCUUUUGGGGUACCAUGUUGGGUGGUUCGACUCAGUGUCGUUGACGAUGAAAGGACGUAGGUUGUGUGGAGGUUGUCAAAGGAAUUACAACUGCUGAGGGGAUUGUGUCUAACGGCCGCGCUAACAUAACUUUGCAUGUUCGGUCCCCAUUCGCGGGCAGGUUGUCUAUUAGGAAAUGAAUACGCUUUGGAUAGCCUUCUGUGUCGAUUGAAGAGUCCCUUCUCUCGGUUACUAUCAUGUUCCUCCUCAUCGAUACUAGUGUUUCUGUCAUGCAGGACCAGCGGGCAACUGUC